Messenger RNA from Odobenus rosmarus divergens (Pacific walrus), 3073 nucleotides. It is a transcript of the gene ENTPD7, whose product is annotated as ectonucleoside triphosphate diphosphohydrolase 7. The transcript is spliced from 13 exons. Gene Ontology annotation, molecular function: nucleoside diphosphate phosphatase activity. Lineage: Eukaryota; Metazoa; Chordata; Mammalia; Carnivora; Odobenidae. The record is from RefSeq and is a predicted model, not a curated record. Gene Ontology annotation, cellular component: membrane. Gene Ontology annotation, biological process: nucleoside diphosphate catabolic process. Bases 236 to 2050 code for a protein of 604 amino acids.
AGUCAUUGGCUCCCUGCGGUUUCCUUGGGGACGUGGCGCCGCCGCCCGCUCAGGCCUUUUUCCGGCUGGGCUUAAGGCCGCGGGGGGAAGCGCUUUGGACUCAGCGGAACGUUGCCGAGGGAGCCUGCGGGCCGCUCGACGCUGCAGACUUAGGAGAUGCCUGAGACAAGGAGACCAGUUUCUCAGGGCAAAAAGAAAAGGAGGUGACAGGCACUGAGACCACUGAAGGGAUCCCAUGGCUAGGAUCAGUUUUUCCUACCUCUGCCCAGCCUCCUGGUACUUCACUGUGCCCACAGUGAGCCCAUUUCCACGUCAGCGGUUGGCAUUCCUAGGACUCUUCUUCAUAUCCUGUCUCCUUUUACUUAUGUUAAUCAUGGACUUUCGACGUUGGGGUGCUUCAUUACCACGAGAUAGGCAAUAUGAAAGGUAUUUGGCUCGAGUAGGGGAGCUUGAAGCAACUGACACUGAAGACCUGACUCUAAAUUAUGGCCUUGUUGUGGACUGUGGCAGCAGUGGCUCCCGGAUUUUUGUUUAUUUCUGGCCAAGACAUAAUGGCAACCCCCAUGAUUUGCUGGACAUCAAACAGAUGAGAGACCGCAACAGCCAACCAGUUGUUAAAAAAAUCAAGCCAGGAAUCUCUGCAAUGGCAGACACCCCAGAACAUGCCAGUGAUUACCUUCGUCCUCUGCUGAGCUUUGCUGCUGCCCAUGUGCCUGUGAAGAAGCACAAGGAGACACCCCUUUACAUCCUAUGCACAGCAGGCAUGCGGCUUCUCCCUGAGAGAAAGCAGCUGGCCAUCUUGGCUGAUCUAGUGAGAGAUUUACCACUGGAGUUUGACUUCCUCUUUUCCCAGUCUCAGGCAGAAGUGAUCUCUGGGAAGCAGGAAGGAGUUUAUGCAUGGAUUGGAAUCAACUUUGUUUUGGGAAGAUUUGACCAUGAGGAUGAAUCCGAUGCCGAGGCCCCUCAGGAAUUGGCAGCAGGGCGCAGAAGGACAGUAGGGAUACUGGAUAUGGGAGGAGCCUCUCUUCAAAUUGCUUAUGAAGUUCCUACCUCAACCUCUGUCCUUCCUCCAAAACAGGAAGAAGCAGCAAAGAUCCUGUUGGCUGAAUUCAACCUGGGCUGCGAUGUGCAACAUACUGAACACGUGUAUAGGGUUUAUGUCACGACCUUCCUGGGUUUUGGGGGCAACUUUGCCCGGCAGCGCUAUGAAGACCUUGUGCUGAAUGAAACCCUUACCAAAAAUAGGUUGCUGGGCCAGAAGACUGGUCUGAGUCCCGACAAUCCAUUUCUGGAUCCCUGCCUGCCUGUGGGCCUCACAGAUGUGGUGGAGAGGAACAGCCAGGUGCUGCACAUCCGAGGAAGAGGAGACUGGGCCUCUUGCGGGGCGAUGCUGAGCCCCCUGCUGGCUCGCUCCAACACCAGCCAGGCCUCGCUGAAUGGCAUCUACCAGUCGCCAAUUGACUUCAACAACAGCGAGUUCUACGGUUUCUCUGAGUUUUUUUACUGUACAGAGGAUGUGUUACGCAUUGGUGGCCACUAUCACGGGCCAACGUUUGCCAAGGCUGCCCAGGAUUACUGUGGCAUGGCCUGGUCAGUACUAACUCAGAGAUUCAAGAAUGGCCUCUUUUCAUCACAUGCAGAUGAGCAUCGACUCAAAUAUCAGUGUUUUAAAUCGGCUUGGAUGUACCAAGUCCUUCAUGAAGGAUUCCACUUUCCCUAUGACUACCCGCACCUGCAGACAGCCCAGCUGGUAUAUGACCGAGAGGUUCAGUGGACACUGGGAGCCAUUCUGUAUAAAACACGAUUCUUACCACUCAGGGAUCUGCGGCAAGAAGGUGUUCGGCAGGCCCAUGGCGGCUGGUUCCGCCUCUCCUUUGUCUACAACCACUAUCUCUUCUUCGCCUGUAUCCUGGUGGUGCUACUGGCCAUCAUCCUGUACCUUCUGCGGCUACGCCGAAUUCACCACCGACAAACUCGAACCUCGGCUCCACUGGACUUGCUGUGGAUUGAGGAGGUGGUGCCCAUGAUUGGGGUACAGGUAGGGCCGUGAGGCCGGACAAGGACUUGGGGAGCUUGAAUACCCCAGAGUUGCUGCCCAUUGAAUUCCACCACUCUCUUGUACUGGCCUCAGAUGCUGCUCUGCCUGACCUUGGGAUAUUUGGCCUUGGAAUUUCUACCUUAAUAUCUACUUUAAUUCCUUUUCAAUAUCUAGGUCCUCUUCUCUGGGAGAAGCUGUAAUUUAGUCUGUGAAGAACUAAAUAAUGAGAGUUUGGUGCUAACAAAGAGGACCAACCUUAAUCCAGUUGAAGCAUGCUCCUACCCCUUUAUCCGAAAGGUCUGGUGUGGUCCUGGCAUCUAGAUUUUUCUCCCCUUGCUAAAGCAUGAAGUUUGGCAUUGGGCAAACUGGAAGCCUGGUUAUAACCAAACUGGAGCAUCUGAUAACAAAGCCGAAGACAUUCCAGCAAGUGCAGCAGCCCCUUCUUUCUCUGUAACAGAGAUAUCAUUUAUGUGGACAUCCACACCCUUUAGUAGGGAUCCAAGAUAUUUGCAUUUCAGUGGAACAGAUAUGAACUUCCAGGCAAACAAAAUAAGUUUCUUUGCUUACUUGACAAAGAAGUCAUUAUGAGUGUGGUCCAAGAUCCCUGACAUAAUGUUGCUGAUGUUAAUUAAUUAGCAUGUGAUUUUAAAAGGUUAGAAUCCCUUCUAAGUGAAUGAUCAGUCAAAGACUUUGACAAUAUCUUAUGUAAUACCUGGUAUGACCAGGAUAGAAAAUGUUUCUGUGUCUAUGUGCUUCACUGGCUGUUUGGGCAUUAAUUUUUCUUUUUGAGCCUUAAGUGUGUUUGUAGGAUGGAGAAACUGAUGGGAUUGGAGAUCUGGAUUUGUCUGGUUUUAAAUCACUGUCUCUAGGCCUAUUUUUAUGAGCCCCUUUACAGGAAAAUAUAAAAAGAGUUCCUUUAUUUCACUAAGAUCAAUACAUAGUUUGGGAAGUCAUAUAUUUGGGUUGUUUUUAAAGAAGGAAAGAACAGUAUCAGGAGAGUGGGCAAAGGCAAUAAAACCCAGGCUCUUAUUUAUU